Micropterus dolomieu (smallmouth bass) is the source of this 6595-nucleotide messenger RNA. It is a transcript of the gene pcdh17, whose product is annotated as protocadherin 17. The coding region runs from base 915 to 4340 and encodes 1141 amino acids. Gene Ontology annotation, biological process: homophilic cell-cell adhesion. Gene Ontology annotation, cellular component: plasma membrane. The record is from RefSeq and is a predicted model, not a curated record. NCBI's taxonomy places the organism in Eukaryota, Metazoa, Chordata, Actinopteri, Centrarchiformes, Centrarchidae. The transcript has 5 exons. Gene Ontology annotation, molecular function: calcium ion binding.
GCUGUUUUACGUGCCGAAAAUACUAAAUAACUACUGUGCGUAUAUAUUCAAGAAAAUCACCUUUUUGCUUUAUGACAGCUACAUAGAGACUUGUGCCAGAAUGCGGGGUUGUUGCUGACAACCUUCUCAGCAGCUGUCUCUCUGUGUGGACGGGGACGGUGGACAAGGACAAAAUGCCACUACGGGAAUCAGUCACUCAGCGGAUAGGGGAAAAAACACUCACCGCCUUUUAAAUAUCCACUUUGGAUCUACCUGACUAUACAUCUGGAUUUUUUUCUUAUGUAGUUUUUCUCCGAAUAGUUUUCCUUCCUGGAGAACGGUGACUCACUGCAGGGAGAAGGCGAGCCGCUGCAUCCUAAUCAGACAGCGGAGAGGACUUCAGCUCAUUGACAUUACAGUCAUACUUUUCUGGAGCACUUUUUUUAUGUUCACUGCGCUGCACUGUAGCCUGCGUGUGCAUCGGAGGCUUGUGGCUUUUUUCCUGCACAGAGAGGGGUAAAGCGGAUACGGGUGUUACCUACUGAAGGGGUUAGGGGAUCAAACUCUUCCUGAACCCUGCUGGAACUGACUGUUUUUUUAGAGUUAUAUUUUUGUGGACUAUUACAACAGUUUCUUCUGGUCUUAUGAGUGAACACUUACAACAAUGACUAUUCUGUUUGGAGACUGGAUCGCGAUUAUUGCUCAGAUGAGUCUGGGUGCUCUGCUGAAUUUAAAUUAGGUGUUCAGCAUCACAGAUUGCUGGAAGAGACAGAGGAAGAGAGAGACAGAGCAAAUAUAAAUGCCAAGGCCUCACAUGAUGAACAGAACUCUUUUUUUGAUCCUGAAUAAUAGAAAUACCAAAUUUGAACAAAAUAUCAACAGGUCAAAGAAGGCGUAAAGACAACACAUAUUAUAGCAGCUUUUACGGAGCGGGCAUGUAUCUUUCUAUUUUCUUUUUCCUCCUCUUAUGGGCUCAAGCCCUGACAUUGAAAAACUUGAAUUACUCUGUCCCAGAGGAACAGGGUCCGGGGACAGUGAUUGGGAACAUUGCCAAAGAUGCCAGACUUGGACUUGAACAGACUGGGCAGGCAGGUCAGGGUAAGAAAGCCAACUUCAGGGUGCUCGAGAACUCAGCUCCGCAUCUCAUCGACGUGGACCCCCAAAGCGGUCUGUUGUACACAAAGCAGCGCAUUGACAGGGAAAUGUUGUGUAAGAGAAACCCCAAGUGCCAGCUCUCCAUGGAGGUGUUUGCCAAUGACAAGGAGAUCUGCAUGAUCAAAAUAGAUAUUCAGGACAUUAACGACAACUCACCCACUUUCCCCUCGGAUCAGAUUGAUAUUGACAUCUCUGAAAAUGCAGUGCCAGGGACACGCUUUCCCCUGACCAGUGCACAUGACCCUGAUGCAGGGGAAAACGGUCUGAAAACCUAUCAAAUAACACGCGACGACUACAAUCUCUUUUCCUUGGAGGUAAAAUCCCGUGGUGACGGGACUAAAUUCCCAGAAUUAGUUAUUCAACGACCACUGGACAGAGAAGAACGAAGCCAUCACACCCUUAUUUUGUCAGCUACUGAUGGAGGGGAAUAUCCUAGAUCAGGUACCAUGCAGAUUAAUGUUAAAGUUAUCGAUUCCAAUGACAACAGCCCUGUGUUUGAUCAGCCCUCAUAUGUUGUGGAAAUUCCUGAAAAUUCACCUCCUGGUAAAGUCCUGAUUGAUUUAAAUGCCACUGAUCCUGAUGAGGGCAACAAUGGACAAGUAGUCUAUUCUUUUAGUGGCUAUGCCCCAGAGAGAAUCCGGGAGCUCUUCUCCAUAGAUUCCAGAACAGGGGUCAUAAAGAUUCAGGGUGAAAUUGACUAUGAAGAGAGCCCAGUUAUUGAGAUUGACGUCCAGGCAAAGGAUCUAGGUCCCAAUCCAAUCCCAGGUCAUUGUAAAGUCACUGUUAAAGUGCUUGACAGGAAUGAUAACUGGCCAUCUAUAGGCUUUGUGUCUGUGAGACAGGGAGCUAUCAGUGAGGCAGCACCUCCAGGCACUGUCAUUGCUCUGGUCCGUGUCACAGACAAGGACUCAGGCAGGAAUGGACAGCUUCAGUGCAGAGUGCUGGGUAACGUUCCUUUUAAACUUGAGGAGAACUAUGAUAACUUCUAUACAGUGGUGACAGACAGGCCCUUGGACAGAGAGGUGCAGGAUGAGUACAAUGUUACCAUUGUGGCCAAAGACAAUGGCAUUCCUCCUCUAAACUCCACAAAAUCCUUCACCGUUAAGAUUCUGGAUGAGAAUGACAAUGUUCCUCGCUUUUCCAAGUCAGUUUACCUUCUUCAGAUACCUGAGAACAACAUCCCUGGAGAGUACCUAGGUUCAGUUCUGGCACAUGACCCAGACCUUGGCCAGAAUGGAACAGUGUACUACAGCAUAGUCAACUCCAAUGUGAGUGGGGGCGAUGUCAACACCUAUGUUAAUGUGAACGCUGCUAAUGGAGCCAUCUAUGCCGUGAGAUCUUUUAACUAUGAGCAGAUAAAAUAUUUUGACUUUAAGGUUCUUGCUAAAGAUGCAGGAUCUCCACACCUUGAGAGCAACGCCACAGUGCGCAUCAGUGUUCUGGAUGUCAAUGAUAACAUCCCUGUCAUUGUUCUGCCUCUACUCCUAAAUGACACGGCUGAAAUCCAUGUGCCACGUAAUGUUGGUGUUGGCUACAUUGUCACCACAGUGAGGGCGGUGGAUAAUGACUAUGGUGAAAGUGGGAGGCUCACCUAUGAGAUCUCAGAUGGCAAUGAGGAGCACCUCUUUGAGAUUGAUCCAGUGACUGGGGAGGUGCGAACAGCCCACCCAUUCUGGGACGAUGUCAGCCCCAUUGUGGAGCUGAUCAUCCGAGUAGCGGACCACGGCAAGCCAACCCUCACUGCUGCCGCCAGGCUCAUCAUCAAGGCCUCCGAUGGACGUCCUCCUGAUGGACUGCCACGCACGAAAGACAAUCAGAACUGGGACAUAUCCCUGCCUCUUAUUGUAACUCUAAGCAUCAUAUCCAUUAUGCUUCUGGCUGCCAUGGUGACCAUAGCGAUCAAGUGCAAGCGGGAAAACAAGGAGAUCCGUACCUAUAAUUGUCGCAUUGCAGAGUACUCGCACCCUCAGCUGGGGAAAGGCAAGAAGAAGAAGAUUAACAAGAACGACAUCAUGCUGGUGCAGAGCGAGGUUGAGGAGCGGGACGCCAUGAAUGUGAUGAAUGUGGUAAGCAGUCCUUCCUUGGCCACCUCUCCCAUGUACUUUGACUACCAGACACGCCUGCCACUCAGCUCACCAAGGUCAGAGGUCAUGUACCUCAAGCCCACUGCCAAUAACCUCAGCGUGCCCCAAGGCCACGUGGGAUGCCACACCAGCUUCACAGGCCCAGUCACCAGCACUACAGACACACCUACUAACCGCAUGUCCAUCAUACAGACGGACAAUUUCCCCACUGAGCCUAAUUAUAUGGGUAGCAGACAACAGUUUGUUCAAAGUAGUUCGACAUUCAAAGACCCAGAGCGAGCAAGCCUCAGAGACAGUGGUCAUGGUGACAGUGACCAGGCGGACAGCGACCAGGACACCAACAAAGGCUCCUGCUGCGAUAUGUCUGCGAAAGAAGCCCUCAAGCUGAAGGCUACAGGCGUGAAACCGCCACCUUUGGAGCAAGAUGAGGAUUGUGUGAAUUGUACGGAGGAGUGCCGAGUGCUGGGUCAUUCUGACCGCUGCUGGAUGCCCCAGUUCCCCGCUGGAGGAAACCAGGCAGAGGGCGUUGACUACCGCAACAAUAUGUUUGUGCCAGCAGGGAUGGAGACUGUGCCUGAGACAGAGACCUAUGAGACUGUCAAUCCCAACGGCAAGAAGACAUUCUGUACUUUUGGAAAAGAGAGGCGUGACCACACCAUCCUGGUGGCCAAUGUCAAGCCCUACUUGAAGGUGAAACGUGCCCUCAGUCCACUGCUCCAAGAGGUACCCUCAGCCUCGAGCAGCCCUACCAAGGGCUGCUCCACCAUGUCUCCAUGCUCUUCAGUCAAAAGCCCAGCUGACGGGGCUGAAGGCAAACCUCCUCCUGCUACCUGCUCUGGCCACUAUGGGCCUCCUGAUGGUCAGUACCUGUCACCAACCAAACAAUCCAGGGAUCAGGGGGUCUACCCACCAUUGCCUCCCUCAGAUCCAGUGGCCAAGGUGCUCGCAGAGGCCCGCUCCAGGAUCAGCCAAGAGGCAACAGUUGAAAUGGAGUGUGUCCUGGAGCAGGUGGAUCCCGACGCGAACCGUGACAGAAUGGACGCUGACCAGGUGGUGAGGGACAUCGACAAAUUAUUGCAGGACUGCAGAGGAAGUGAGGCCACUGGCACACUCAGGAAGUGACUAAAAGGACGGCAAAACAAAAAUAAGUAGGGAGGUAGAGAGAGGAAUAGAACGCUAUUCCAAAAACUCUCAUGCCAAAACUGUCACCAAAACACAUCAAAAAGGUUAAAUUGCUCUUAUGAUAGGAGCUCUUUUCACUGUAUUUGUUGUUGAAAAGUACCGACACUGGACGGACAAAAGCGCAUUUAUUACUGUAAUUUGGCACCAGUUUUGGUGUUAAGAUCCCUACCAACGAAAAUGAACUGGGUAACAAACAUCUGAAUUCUGCUGAAUUUAUAAACUCUUUUUGUUUUGGAUUCUUAAGCAAACUGCAGAGGCUUAUGUCUCUGGCACCUCGCAAGCUAUUAUCUAAGUGCCCACCAGCUCAUAAGUGUGUUGUUCAUGGUCUCUCGUGAAAUCCUACAUAUCUAAGUAUGUGUAGGUGGAUUUCUGUUAUGUGUGAUGGCCAUAGAAACUGAAUGAAAAAGGACUACUUAUGGUCAGACACGACAAUCGAUGCAGAAAAAGAGAAACAAAUACUAAUCUGGACAGUGAAAGAUGGAAACACACAAAACAACCUUAUCUUUUCUGACUUUAAUAUAGGUGUUUAACGUGUGAUGGAUACGGUGUGUGAACAUAAGGAGAUUGUUUAAUCAGGGGUGUGCUCACAGGGGUUAGUUAUGGACUCGUAUUUGGAGGAGCUUAAAUGCUACGCUGAAGGAGAAUUAUUAACAGUGUAACCAUGUUUCACCUGUCAUUUGUAGCCACAUGUGUAAGUUGUGUCUGUCUCACGCCUCUAUUUAAACAUUCAUGUUGCUGACUGGUGUAGUUGCACGCACCAGUUUUUACACAUGUGCUCUACUCUUUGCGCAUACACAUGCUGACACACACAUGCGCUGAUGCCCCUACAUACACACAAACACAAACACACACACACUAAUGCUUACACACAACUGGCCAUCUGUGUAAUUGUCUUAUACAUGAACAUCAUCAGCUUUCAGUCCCUUGUGUACAGUGAAUUAUCAUGUGUGUGACUAUGCCUCAAGGCAAUCACAAGUUGUAUAAAACGGGACAUUUUUCCUCAACUGUGAAAAAAUUAUAUCUAUAUGAUUAUAUAGAUGAUUAUAUGUAUGAAUCCAUGUAUAGUGUCCAAAUAUUAACAAAAUAUUUAUACAUUUUAUAAGAAAAAAAGAAAUGAGGAAUCUCAGCAAAAAGUGUCCUCGAGUUAAGGGAAAGUGUGGGGUAUUAACUCAAAGAACUGCAAAGGACACUGCCAUUGUUUCGAAGACAAAUAUCCAAAAAUAUAAACAAACAAGAAAAUGUCCCUUCACAUUAUCACUAUACAUAAUAUCAUUAUAUGUAUAAAUGUAUCCAAUUUAGAUGUGUUUACAUCAAAAAACUGACAUUUUUUAUUGAUUUUACUGCAAUUUCUGUGCAUUUGAGCCAAAUUGUUAUGUGUACAAAAGCUAUAUUGUGUAUUUUAUUAAAUUAAUAUAUAGUUGUGUUGCAAUAUACAUGGGCUUAUAUUGUAUUUGGCAAAAGUUGCCUUAGUAGCUGUCGAACUCUGUGAGUUUGCUUUAGUUUGGGUUUUUGUUGGUGUUUUUUUUCCUCUCUAUUCUGCAUCUUUGCAGGCUAGCUUCAGUGCUUUUGAGAUGUCGCCUCUUUUUACCCUGAGAUCCAGCUGGAUCAAAUACAAUAACUGUUGAAAGCUUAAUGAGCCAGCUGAUCUAGAAUACAAUUCAAACCAACAACAAAAAGCAACAACCACAAGAUAACAGUUUGAAUAUUUUUACUGAGCAGAUUUUUACAGGGCAGCUAUUUUCUUUAACAAUAACGAGUAUGCGUAUUUUGUGUUCGUUAUGUUUUUACUUUCUUUCCAAAAAAGAAACCUGCCAUAUGGAAAGUGGAGUGGUUUCCUUGGUGAUCAUAAAACUGCCUUACUGUCUCUGCGGAGAGCUUGUUGUAUCUGUGGAGCUUGUGACUGCUUAUAAAGCCCUGGUCCACCAGAAUGUGCAUUUUCUAUAAAGGACCAAAAGAGGUUCUUUUUCAGCAGUCUGUGUUGUUUAUGUAUGUACUCCUUCUCAAUACAUGUUAGAAUUAUCAUACUUUGCAGAGAAACUUGACAUCUGAAAUUCUAUUUAAAGUUACUUUGAUGUCUUAGCUGAUUAGGUACACGGUUUAUAUAACCGAGUGUCUUCACAUUCAGGCUUUCUUAAAAAAAAAAAAAGAUACAGACAUUUAUUUUUGAAAAUUUUGGCACAUUUCGGCCACUCUCU